GUUGAUGAGAUGGUGCCAGGGACAAAGCCACAUCCCUGAGGAAGUGAUAAGCGGCGAGGCUGCAUGGGAUGGAUGUGCGAGCAACCCUCCCUCUCCAUUCCCCGCAGGCGGGCGGGAGGCGCGCGAAGAAGCGCAGCCAGCCAGUGAAGCGAAUGCAAAGGUAGCGGCUGCUUCCCUCCGGCCCCUCUCGCUCGCAAGGCAGAAGCGCUCGGCCGGGCGCCCCGAAGCCGCCUCAGACCCCGCUGAGGAUCCACCGCCGGCCGUGGCCCCUCGCAGGCGAGCGCAGCCGUGGAGCAUGGCCGCGGGAGGCAGGGGCCGCGGGCGGGGAGCGGCAGCCUCCGCGUGCCUGGCCUGGGCGCUGGCGCUGGCCGUCGCCCCCUUCCCUCGGCGAGUGGACGGCAGAGAAGGCAGAGCGGAGUGGACCCAGGAAAAGUACACUCACCACCCAACCAUUUUAAAUGCAACUAGAAUUCGGCAAGUGGUUAUGCACACUGAUGUCAAUCGGAUGUGGCAAAAUGACUUGCACCCAAUACUGAUUGAGAGAUACCCAGGAUCGCCUGGAAGUUACGCUGUACGUCAGCAUAUCAAGCAUCGUUUACAAGGACUACAGGCUGGCUGGGUUGUUGAAGACGACACGUUUCAGAGCCACACACCUUAUGGAUACCGCACUUUUUCCAAUAUCAUUGGCACCCUCAAUCCCCUCGCCAAGCGUCAUUUGGUGCUCGCUUGUCAUUACGAUUCAAAAUACUUUCCACCACGGCUGGAUGGCAAAGUCUUUGUUGGUGCCACUGAUUCAGCUGUACCUUGUGCCAUGAUGCUGGAACUGGCACGUUCCCUAGACAGACAGCUUCACCCUCUGAAGACAAUCAGCUCAGGCGCCAGGCCAGAUCUCUCCCUGAAGCUCAUCUUCUUUGAUGGUGAAGAAGCCUUUGUACGAUGGACCCCCUCUGAUUCUCUGUAUGGUUCUCGGUCCUUGGCCCAGAAAAUGGCAUCCACACCACAUCCACCUGGUGCCACAUAUACAACCCAGAUCCAGGGCAUUGAUCUUUUUGUGUUGCUGGACUUAAUUGGUGCUCGGAAUCCAACCUUUCCCAAUUAUUUUCUGAACACAGCUCGAUGGUUUGGAAGACUUGAAGCCAUUGAAAAAAAUCUCCAUGAUUUGGGUUUCCUAAAAAAUCAUCAUUCUGAAAGGCAGUAUUUCCGGAGAGACUUACAAGGACAUCCAGUUGAGGACGACCAUGUUCCAUUUUUAAGAAGAGGGGUUCCAGUCCUACACUUGAUACCAUCUCCUUUCCCUCAAGUGUGGCACACUAUGGAGGACAAUGAAGAAAAUCUUGACAAGGCCACUGUAGAUAACCUAAACAAAAUUCUGCAAGUGUUUGUGCUGGAAUAUCUGAACCUAUAAUAAUGCACUUUUGGUACCCACCUAACUGCUUUUUCGCUUUAAAUGUUGCCACUGUCUCUUUUUGGAUGCCUCCAAGGCUUUUGGAUGCUAUAAGGAAUAAAACCCUACUGCCAUAAAUUAAAACUGAAAUAGAGUUACUACAAAAAGUUUGAAAUUUAUCUCUUCAAAAUGCACACAUGACAGAAUUUAACGGUAUUUCUGGACUGCAAUUCCUAUCAACCCUCAUCACUGGCUAUGCUAAGGCUGAUGGCAAUUGCAGUCUGAGAACAUCUGGAAGGCUACAAGUUACCCACUCCUGAUUUAAAGCUAAUUGUGCCUUUGUGACACAGGGUGAAAGAAAGCCCACUCAUUGCAAUUCUUGUAAAAGAAAAAGAUGCCACCAUUUUCCAUUUAGGAAGAAGUACAUGGGAAGUCUUAGUUUGGCCUUGCCACCCUCUCUUCCAAAAUACUAAGAGUACAAUUUCCUUAAUCCAGGGUUGAGCAUUUUGGGAGGACUUGCGAUGCAACUUCAAUGAGGCACUAAAAGAUGCUGAGAAACUCA
Molecule: messenger RNA, 1946 nt
Organism: Varanus komodoensis (Komodo dragon)
Lineage: Eukaryota; Metazoa; Chordata; Lepidosauria; Squamata; Varanidae
Gene: QPCT
Product: glutaminyl-peptide cyclotransferase
Exons: 7
Coding region: 5-1405 (466 amino acids)
Molecular function (GO): glutaminyl-peptide cyclotransferase activity; zinc ion binding
Source: RefSeq, a predicted model, not a curated record